Molecule: messenger RNA, 1875 nt
Organism: Syzygium oleosum
Lineage: Eukaryota; Viridiplantae; Streptophyta; Magnoliopsida; Myrtales; Myrtaceae
Product: flavonoid 3'-monooxygenase CYP75B137-like
Exons: 3
Coding region: 91-1692 (533 amino acids)
Molecular function (GO): heme binding; iron ion binding; monooxygenase activity
Source: RefSeq, a predicted model, not a curated record
AGCUUAACUUUAUUAGAUUUGACAUUCUAACAAUAAGCUUUUCUCGAAUUACCGUCUCCGAAAAAUGCGUCUCCCCUUCCCUAUAAAAAUAUGACCCACGCAAAUCGAUGGCCCUCACGGUCAACAAUGUCCCCCACCAUAUCCCAUCCCCUUCUACACAAUCUGCUUUCGUGGCACGAUUUCUCGCUGCCGCAGUUACUUCUCCUUCUCUCGGGCAUUCUAGCAAUCAGCUGUUGGGCAUGGCUUCGUUUCGCCGAGAAGAAAAGCUCGCCGCCGCUGCCGCCUGGACCGGCAGGCCUCCCCCUCGUCGGGAACCUGCCCUUCCUCGAUCCGGAGCUCCACACCUACUUCGCCGCCCUCGCGAGGACGUACGGCCCGGUGCUGAAGCUCCAGCUUGGCAAGAAGCUCGGUGUCGUCGUCACGUCCCCGGCCACCGCUCGCGAGGUGCUGAAGGAUAAUGACGUCGUCUUCGCCAACCGAGACGUGCCCAUUGCUGGGAGGAUCGCGUCCUACGGCGGCUCGGACAUCGUGUGGACCCCGUAUGGGCCCGAGUGGAGGAUGCUCCGGAAGGUGUGCGUGCUCAGGAUGCUGAGCAACCACAUGCUGGACUCCGUCUACGAGCUCCGGCGGAGGGAGGUCCGGAAGUCCGUGGGGUACUUCAGGAGCCGGGCCGGGUCGCCGGUGAACGUUGGGGAGCAGGUGUUCUUGACGGUGCUCAACGUGAUCACGAGCAUGCUCUGGGGUGGGACGGUGCAGGGCGAGGAGAGAGACAGCUUGGGUGCUGAUUUCAGGCAGGUGGUGUCCGAUAUGACGGAGCUACUUGGGAAGCCGAACAUUUCGGACUUUUACCCGGGUCUGGCCCGAUUCGAUUUACAGGGGAUAGAGAAGCAGAUGAAGGGGUUGGCAAAACGGUUCGAUGGAAUCUUUGAGAGGAUGAUUGAGCAGAGGUUGAAGAUGAAGAGAGAUGGCGGAAGCGAGUGCAGAGAUUUCUUGCAGUUUCUGCUGAAGUUGAAGGAUGAGGAAGAUGCCAAGACUCCUCUGACAAUGACUGGCCUCAAAGCUCUGCUCAUGGAUAUGGUGGUCGGUGGAUCGGACACAUCCUCCAAUACAGUUGAGUUUGCCAUGGCUGAGAUCAUGAACAAACCUAGUGUUCUGAGAAAUAUCCAACAUGAAUUGGAAACUGUAGUUGGCAAUGACAACAUAGUAGAAGAAUCUCACAUUCCUAAACUACCUUACUUGCAUGCCGUCAUGAAAGAGGCACUGAGAUUGCACCCAGCGCUUCCCCUGCUGGUCCCCCACUGCCCGAACGCGACCUGCACCGUCGGAGGCCACACGAUCCCGAAGGGCUCUCGGGUCUUUAUCAACGUGUGGGCAAUACAUAGGGACCCUUCGAUAUGGAGCGACCCGCUGGAGUUCAACCCCGAGAGGUUUUUGCAUGGUAAGGGCGAUUACAGUGGGAACGACUUCAACUACUUCCCCUUUGGGUCCGGGAGAAGAAUAUGCGCGGGGAUAGCAAUGGCCGAGAGGAUGGUGAUGUACUCGCUCACCACGCUCUUGCAUUCCUUCGACUGGAAGCUGCCCGAGGGAGAGAAGAUGGAUCUAAGAGAGCAGUUUGGGAUUGUCUUGAAGAAGAAAAUGCCUCUAGUGGCUAUUCCUUCGCCGAGGUUCUCUGAUCCUCGCCUUUAUGAAUGAGUACCGCUGCAUGUUGGUAUGGUUUCUUUAUAUAAUCUUAUGUGAAUGGAACCAGGGGAAAAAUUGCAUUUACCUAUGUUCAUGCGGUUAAUGAAACUCCAAUCUAUGCGGUUAUUUGAUCAUGUUUACAUAUCGCAGAGAUACAUAUUUUUAAAGUGAAAAAAAAAGUCACAUGUUGCAUCA